CCAUUCCGCAAUUGAAAUCUAGUGUUUUGGGUUGCUACUCGACUCAUUUACCGCUGCCCGCGUCUCCAAUUCGGUUGUGUGCCAUUCUGUCUGCUCCGCGUCCGCGUCCAAGUCCGCAACCAAUCCUCGCAAGAAUGUCGAAGCCCAGCUACAAAGUCGCCGAUAUCAGUCUGGCGGAAUGGGGACGCAAGGCGAUCAUCAUCGCGGAGAACGAGAUGCCCGGCCUUAUGGCCUGCCGGAAGAAGUACGGCCCCUCCAAGAUCCUCAAGGGCGCCCGCAUCACCGGCUGCCUGCACAUGACCGUCCAGACGGCCGUCCUCAUCGAGACCCUCGUCGAACUGGGCGCUCAGGUCCAAUGGUCCAGCUGCAACAUCUUCAGCACCCAGGAUAACGCUGCGGCGGCCAUCGCUGCCACCGGAGUGCCCGUGUACGCCUGGAAGGGCGAGACGGACGAGGAGUACCUGUGGUGCAUCGAGCAGACCCUCGUCUUCCCCGACGGCCAGCCCCUGAACAUGAUCCUGGACGAUGGCGGCGACCUGACCAACCUGGUGCACGAGAAGUUCCCCGAGUACCUGAAGAACAUCAAGGGUCUCAGCGAGGAGACGACCACCGGCGUCCACAACCUGUACAAGAUGUUCAAGGACGGUCGCCUGGGCAUCCCCGCCAUCAAUGUCAACGAUUCGGUGACCAAGAGCAAGUUCGACAACCUGUACGGCUGCCGGGAGUCGCUGAUCGAUGGCAUCAAGCGGGCCACAGACGUGAUGAUCGCCGGCAAGGUGUGCUGCGUGGCCGGAUACGGCGAUGUGGGCAAGGGCUGCGCCCAGGCGCUGAAGGGAUUCGGUGGUCGCGUGAUCGUCACCGAGAUCGAUCCAAUCAACGCCCUGCAGGCGGCGAUGGAAGGCUAUGAGGUGACCACCAUGGAGGAGGCCAGCAAGGAGGCCUCGAUCUUCGUGACCACCACCGGCUGCCGGGACAUCAUCACCAGCCAGCACCUGCUCCAGAUGCCCGACGAUGCCAUCGUCUGCAACAUUGGCCACUUCGACAUCGAGAUCGACGUGGACUGGCUGAAUGCGAAUGCCAAGGAGAAGGUGAACGUGAAGCCGCAGGUGGACAGGUACACGAUGCAGAACGGCAAGCACAUCAUCCUGCUGGCCGAGGGUCGUCUGGUCAAUCUGGGCUGUGCCCACGGCCAUCCCAGCUUCGUGAUGUCCAACUCCUUCACCAACCAGGUGCUCGCCCAGAUCGAGCUGUGGACCAAGUCCGACCAGUACGCCGUCGGCGUGCACGUCCUGCCCAAGAUCCUCGACGAGGAGGUGGCCAGUCUGCACCUGGAGAAACUGGGCGUGAAGCUCACCAAGCUGUCGGACAAGCAGGCCAGCUACCUGGGCGUCCCGCAGACCGGUCCCUUCAAGCCCGACCACUACCGGUACUGAGCACCUAAACCGGCAACCGGUUCCCCAACCGAAUCUGAUUCGGGCUUCGGUGCCGGAGACGACGAACCCCCACUAGUUAUCUAUUGUUUGCGCAUUUCACUGUUCACCUAAGCUCCAAUAAAGACCCAUCUCACGUACUCUCAGCGAGAGAAACACCCAACACA
Drosophila suzukii is the source of this 1597-nucleotide messenger RNA. It is a transcript of the gene Ahcy, whose product is annotated as adenosylhomocysteinase. NCBI's taxonomy places the organism in Eukaryota, Metazoa, Arthropoda, Insecta, Diptera, Drosophilidae. Gene Ontology annotation, cellular component: cytosol. The record is from RefSeq and is a predicted model, not a curated record. Gene Ontology annotation, biological process: L-methionine cycle. Gene Ontology annotation, molecular function: adenosylhomocysteinase activity.